GCCACAAGAGAUAUGAUGUAUAUAUUCCAAAGUUCUCCAUCAAGACUUCCUACAACCUGAACGAUGUGCUGUCAGAAAUGGGAAUGACAGACAUGUUUGGUGAUCGUGCAAAUUUGAGAGGCAUUUCAGAGGUUCAAGGACUGGUAGUCUCACAAGUUGUGCACCAAGCUACACUUGAUGUGGAUGAAGCCGGAGCCACCGCUGCAGCUGCCACAGGCAUCGGCAUCGGACUGACUGCCCUCCUGGCCCCUGUCCCUAUAUUGAAGUUCAAUCGUCCAUUUAUGGUCAUCAUCGCUGAACGCAACACGGAGAAAAUCCUCUUCUUGGGAAAGAUUAUCAAGCCAACCAUCUGAUGGAUCAUGACUUUGUUUGCUCGAGCACAGCUGUUGCAUCUUCAUAUAAAGGAUUCAGAAAAACUU
Messenger RNA from Sander lucioperca (pikeperch), 419 nucleotides. Its product is annotated as kallistatin-like. Bases 78 to 353 code for a protein of 91 amino acids. Gene Ontology annotation, molecular function: serine-type endopeptidase inhibitor activity. Lineage: Eukaryota; Metazoa; Chordata; Actinopteri; Perciformes; Percidae. Gene Ontology annotation, biological process: negative regulation of endopeptidase activity. The transcript is spliced from 3 exons. The record is from RefSeq and is a predicted model, not a curated record.